CCCGGGAUUCCUCAAUAACUCCCAGCCCGUCUGAUUUCGACAGUCCAAUCCUCCCUCCUUCUAACUCAAACAUGACCUCGCAUCUAUCACCUCAGGCUUCAGGGCUUCGUAAAUCGGUUUCCGUCGAUUCAUUUGUCCAUUAUCCGCGCGAAUUACAUUCAGGUGUUGCUACGAGGCCAAAUAGAGGCAAUACGGGCUCGGCCAUGGAACCGCCUCGCGGGCUGAUAUCGGGUAUGAGGAAGGGCUUGGAUAAUCAGUUGUCUACGAGUAUUAGAGGACGUGGGGAGAGUGUGAGCUCGGUCAAGGAUGGAUAUCAAUCUUCAGUGGCAGGGGACUCCGAUGUCGAGCGCUCUGAUAUUCUCAUCGGUUCGGCAGACCCCUACAAUCUCAAAGCCCAAGAUCCCAAAGCGUCUUUCAUCCGAGGUGGAGAACUUCCCUUACCUUCUCGCACACCCACUCUCAGCACGACUUCGAGUAUGAGCAGUAUUCUUACUGCAUCUACAAGCUCUAGUACUCAGGAGGGUAGACCCAGUCUUCAAUCCACGUCCUCCUUACAGUCUUUAUCAAGGCCACAUGUUGUAGUCCCUGGCCGAACACGCAGUGGGAGCUUGGGCGUUUAUGUUCCAAGCUCAGGUAGACGAGUGCAAAUCAACACCCAUAUCAAUUUGAACGACCAAAUGCAAGCCGUCACAUUAGUGGUAGUAGGCACCGCUGGUUGUGGUAAAUCUGUUGCAAUUCGUAAAGGAUUGAAGAACUAUGAUCUAUCCGAACCCAGUCUCCCUCUACCGGGUGCUAACCCAUCGAUACGGUACACAAGGCGUACUGGCAGAGUCACUCAGGAAGAUGGGUCGGAUUGUCCGCUCACCGUCAUUGAGGUGGACAUAACAGAUGCCAUGUUGGAGUCGUCAAUUUCACCCGUUGACAACUUGCCUGAAGCUUUGAAAGUUGAUGGUGUAAUCAUCUGUUAUGAUGCCUCAGUGGAGUCAUCCUUCACACCAGUAGAGGAUCUCCUUCGAGGCUACCGCAACCUUCAGCUCCCAGUUAUCGUGCUUGCAUGCAAGUCUGACCUUGAUCGUCAAGUCGAUCCCGAAACGGCAGCAGAAGUACUGCAACAGUAUGAUGCGGGAUUGGUUGAAGUCAGUUCGAGCGAAUCCGGAAAAGAGAAAAUGAAGAGAUCAUUCGACUGGAUUUUAAAGGCCGUCGUCAGAGAUCGGCGGUCAUUCAGGAAUAGGUGGCAAGACAACCGGAAUCCGGCUUCCCCUGAAUUGUUGACAUCGCCAUCUUUGGAUCACGGUACCAGGACAUCGACUCCGACAGUGCCAUCCGUGGUUUCUCAUAGCCAGUCUUCGACUUCUGUGAUUCAGCCGCCUGCAAAAUCACAUCAUCAGGCGAUGGGUUCACCCACUUCACCUACACGAGUCAGUUCUACGGGAGAUCUGCCAUCGGAACACGAGAAAUCCAUACCUCGAGACUCCAAGUUACCUACAUCUGAAGGUCAGAUUGCGGCUGCGAUGCGCUCGAACAGUACAGACUCCUUACGUGACACGCGGCAUGCUCCAGCAGCCGCCAUUAAUGGGGAGCGGGCUUCCAACGACAAAGUAGAGUUCAAAGAGAAAGAAUCGUCGCGAUCUGCUCAGUGGGCUUCCCUCGACGAACUUCUCGACAAACUACUAUUUCUUGCGGUCAGCGGUGACGAUCCUACCUAUGUAACUCAUUUUCUUCUCACUUAUCGGAGAUUUGCCUGUCCGCGUAAACUUCUGCUUGCCAUGCAAAAGCGGAUGCGCCAGCUUGACAAUCCCACUGGUGACCCGAUUUUUGCAUGCUUUGCACAGAUGAGAAUUUGCCAUCUUUUGGAACUUUGGAUUGGAGACUACCCCAACGACUUUGCUGUUCGUGGCACUGCAGGAGCACUUUCUGCUCUGAUAAAAUCCAUCAUCUCAAAGACUUAUCUGCUACAUUAUGGGUCCGACUUCCUUCCUUUCCUCGAAUUGCUACCCACAUUGGUGGAUAAAGACGGUGCUUGGGCGCUCAAGUUUGAAGAUAUUGCAGUUGAAAGUGACGAUUCGUAUGACGACGACGACGAAAGCAUCAAGUCUGAAACCAAACAUCAGGUACCUACAAUCACACCGCCGAAGAAGAUGUCCAAUGCGAGUGCCCCAAACAGAGAACGAAAGUCGAGCCUGCCUCUGAGCGCGAAGUCUUUGUUUCCGGGGUCUUCCACGUUCGGUAGUAAUAGUUCAGGGGACCAGGACUCCAUGGAUUUCAAUACCAAACAGCAACUCAGGGAGUUGGUUCGGCUUGCAAAUGAGGUCAACAUGAUCGAUUCAGAAGAAAUCGCUCAAGAAAUUACACGUAUAGAGAAGAAGCUCUUCCUGGAGAUUGAGCCGAGGCAUUGGCUCCAGUACACCUUUGUCUCUGGUCGGAAGGACCCGGAAACUGAUCCUAUCGCCCGUUUCAAUCAGGUUUCCAAUCAUCUUGCAGAUUGGGUUGUCUCACUGAUAUUGUGUCAUGAUAGUGUCAAGAAUCGUGCUAAACAAAUUGAAAAACUAGUCGAAAUUGCUCAGCGGUUGCGCGCCUUAAACAACUACUCCGCCCUACGAGCUUUCGUAGCAGGUAUCAAUGGGUCUACGUUCCCGGGUGAUCAAACAAUGGAGAGAUUCAAAGCAAAAUCACCUGAACAAGCAAAGAAUCUUCAGUCUUGGGAUGUACUCUUGCAGGCCAUCCGUGCACAUCGCGCGUAUCGUUUGGCUCUCAGAAAUACCAAAGGCGCCUGUAUACCUGCACUCGAGGUUCACAUGUCUGACCUGAUACGGGCGCAUGAAGGAAAUGAAGACUUCAAUUCCUCUGACCGUUCAAAGAUACAUUGGGGUAAAUUUAAUAUGAUGGGCCGGUUUAUAACUAGUACAACCCAAUGUCAAGCACAAUGUCGAUCCACGACAGACUACAGCUUCCCUGAACGGCCGCACAUUAGUGCACUACUCCAAAGCAAAUAUGUUAUGAAUGACGAGAUGCAAAAAUCUCGGGUAGCGUUAUCGGAUUCAGAUAUGGACGACACGGUACAUUAUUCAGGUCCGCCCUCCGGAGGUGCCCAAACAAGGGACCCUGCCCUUCUGCGUCGACUAUUUCCUUGGUAAAGUCACAUUGUCUGGUAUAUUUUAGGCUUCAUCUAUCUAACGGAACCAUACCCUUGUAUGCAUCUGAUAUUGACUAUGCUUACACUACUCCCAUAUGCACGGCCCAACUUCACCUUUGUCGUCAACUAAAAUAAUUCGAGUUCUGAUUGUACAUUGUGUUCAUUUUGGUAGUACAUCCAUAUUUAGUUGGAGGACAGACGCCGUCUGAGUUAUCCCGGAGAACAGUGCUCGCUGAGCACUGAGCAUUCAGCAACUAUGUACGAUGACUAGCAUAUUCCGGAGGAGCUUCUUCACCUCGCCACUCCCGUCCUGACUGAAGCC
Molecule: messenger RNA, 3455 nt
Organism: Marasmius oreades (fairy-ring Marasmius)
Lineage: Eukaryota; Fungi; Basidiomycota; Agaricomycetes; Agaricales; Marasmiaceae
Exons: 13
Coding region: 72-3134 (1020 amino acids)
Biological process (GO): positive regulation of GTPase activity; Ras protein signal transduction
Cellular component (GO): plasma membrane
Molecular function (GO): GTPase activity; GTP binding; guanyl-nucleotide exchange factor activity
Source: RefSeq, a predicted model, not a curated record